Molecule: messenger RNA, 669 nt
Organism: Paraglomus occultum
Lineage: Eukaryota; Fungi; Glomeromycota; Glomeromycetes; Paraglomerales; Paraglomeraceae
Source: the annotation of a GenBank genome assembly
AUGCGAUUCCAAGUUGUGGACUUGAGUAAAAAGAAGCCUGAUGGCAGUUAUCUAUUUAAAGAUGUUUCGAUUUCGUUAAGAGAAAGGGAGAUUAUUACCAUCACUGGUCCAAGUGGAGUGGGGAAGACAACGCUACUGAAAUGUAUUGCUGAGCUAGUUGUUUUUGAAGAAGGAAAGCUUUAUUUAGACGAUAAGUCUCCUGAACAGUACGAUAUUCCUCUUUGGAGAACACGCGUCAUGUAUGUUCCCCAGCGUCCCGUUAUCAUGCCUGGCACACCAUUUGCAUUUCACGAAAAAAUUCGAUCUUAUGCCGCUCUAAAAAAGAACCGCAGUGCUCAUGAAGAUCCGAUCGAAAUAUCAGCGAGAUGGGGUAUAAACGAAGAGCUCUGGCACAGUGAUUGGAAUCGGCUUUCUGGCGGAGAAAUGCAACGAAUCAUGCUUGCUCUCGCCUUAUCCUGUAAACCAGAUGUUUUGCUUCUCGAUGAACCAACAUCAGCACUCGAUUCUGAGACUUGUUUCUUGGUAGAAGAAUCUUUGAAAGAAUAUGCCUGCAUCUGGGUAACACAUGACCGAGAACAAGAGAGGCGAGUCGCACACAAAACGUUGCGACUAGAAAAGCAAGACAAUGGUCUUGACAAUAGAGGAGGUGAAGCUAUCAUUAACAUAUAA